UUUCCGGAGGAAAAGGAGGGGGCCACAGUUGUAGAUUAGUGGUCACGACUCACGACGUAACCCCGUCCGUCAUGAAGUGAAUCACGCUGGAGAUUUAUGACGUAAAAAUAGGUUAGCACAACACUGGGCACGAACCUUUCAUCACUGGCUAAUGCCAUUAUAAACCCGGGCACUACUCUCCAUGGUGGGUUACGAUACAAAAUGAUAAAGGGACAUCGUCGUUCUCCCACACAAAAUUAAGGACUUGCACAUUAAGUACGUAUAGCAGAUUUGUUUUCAGGUCACAUGCGACACAAACAAGUGUGCCUUUAUUUUCCGUUACUUGAGAACAAGAAUAAGCCUCUUGGUUACAUGCACUGUUAAAUGCAAACACAGAAUACAAGUCAUUCACGCGGCAUCGGUGAUCCGCGGCAUGUGCACAUCUGGUUUGGAGUGACUAAUUGCCCUCUCUCCUAAACGCUCGUGGUGCUCGAGCGUUUGACUGCUUCCGAAUUCGCGGCCAGACGUUACGCAGUGCCAUCUCCAGCGUUCUGCAUUUCAAGUGCUCGGUACCUGUGGAAGUCCGAUCAGAGAGGGGGAGCUAGCUCUCCGGAGAAGACGGACGGAGCGGCUCCGUGCUUGGCGUCGUGCUGCGCGCUGAGCUGAACGCUCUGGUGGAUUUCUUCGACCUGCGGAGAACUCGAGGAGACACGAUCAGCACCGCGUCUCUGAACAGCUCCCCGUUUCCUCCUCGGUGUGUGUUUUUUUCCGUCUGGAUGGGCGCUAUUUGUCUCCGUCUGUGAGUGCUGAUAACCGCUGGCGACUAUUUCCAAUGGCAUCCCACGGGUUCUGGUCUUUCGGCGCUGAAAAUGCGGGUGACAACAGCAACCAAAGCCCCAACUCGCCAAGAGCCUGGUGUCAGGCGGCAGCCCAAAAAUUCACAGGAGGCAUCGGCUCAAAAAUAUGCGCUCUGCUUAAUGUCGGGGAGGCCGAGAAACCGGCGGACCCCAUCGCCAAGCAAACCGAGACAGAGACAGAGCCCGAGCCAUGCGGGUGCAACAAUCCAUGCAGUUGUUCCAAAACCGGUCUGGGUUUCUCAGAUCUCUAUUCAACAGACCUGCUGCCAGCGACGAAUGGGGAUAUGAAGACAAUGAAUUUUCUUCAGGAGGUCGUGGACAUUUUGCUGGCAUACAUAGUGGAAUCGUUUGACAGGUCGACGAAAGUCAUUGAUUUUCAUUAUCCAAACGAAUUGCUUCAAACAAACGACUGGGAGCUUUCUGACGGGCCGGCAACCCUGGACGAAAUUUUAAUAAGCUGUCGUGCAACUCUGAAAUACGCCAUCAAAACAGCCCAUCCCAGGUACUUCAAUCAGCUUUCUACCGGAUUAGACAUGGUUGGUUUAGCAGCUGACUGGCUAACAUCGACUGCCAACACAAAUAUGUUCACAUAUGAGGUCGCCCCCGUGUUCGUCCUGUUGGAGUACGUCACCCUGAAGAAAAUGAGGGAGAUCAUUGGCUGGCCCGACGGCCGGGGGGACGGCAUAUUCUCACCGGGUGGUGCCAUCUCUAAUAUGUAUGCGAUGCUGCUCGCUCGAUUCAAGAUGUUCCCCGAAGUGAAGGAGAAAGGAAUGUCAUCGGUGCCAAGACUGGCCGCCUUCACAUCGGAACACAGUCAUUUCUCAAUCAAGAAGGGGGCCGCCGCCCUUGGGAUUGGCACAGACAGCGUCAUUUGCAUCAAAGUUGACGAGAGGGGUAAAAUGAUACCAUCUGACCUUGAGAGGAGAAUAAUGGAAGCCAAACAAAAGGGCUUGGUGCCGUUUUUCGUCAGUGCCACCGCCGGCACCACCGUGUACGGUGCCUUCGACCCCCUCAUCGCCAUCGCCGACAUCUGCAAGAAGCACAACGUCUGGAUGCAUGUGGACGGAGCCUGGGGUGGAAGCCUGCUCAUGUCUCGGAAGCACAGGUGGAAACUGAAUGGAGUGGAAAGGGCGAAUUCGGUGACAUGGAACCCCCAUAAGAUGAUGUCUGUCCCGCUGCAAUGCUCUGCCCUGUUGGUCAGAGAGGAGGGCUUGAUGCAGAACUGCAACCAGAUGCAUGCCUGCUACCUGUUCCAGCAGGACAAGCAUUACGACCUCUCCUACGACACUGGGGACAAAGCUCUGCAGUGCGGCCGCCAUGUUGACAUCUUUAAACUGUGGCUCAUGUGGAGGGCAAAGGGCACCAUUGGAUUCGAAGCUCAGAUUGACAAGUGCUUGGAGCUUUCAGAGUACCUGUACAACAAGAUCAAGGACAGGGAGGGCUACGAGAUGGUGUUCAAUGGAAAGCCUCAGCACACCAAUGUAUGUUUCUGGUACCUCCCUCCCGGUGUUCGCUACCUGGAGGACAAAGAGGAGAAAAAGAAGAGGCUGCAUAAGGUUGCCCCUGUAAUCAAGGCCAGGAUGAUGGAGUACGGGACGACCAUGGUGAGCUACCAGCCACAGGGGGACAAAGUCAACUUCUUCCGAAUGGUCAUCUCCAACCCGGCAGCCACCUUCGAGGACAUUGAUUUCCUCAUCGAGGAGAUCGAACGACUUGGACAAGACUUAUAAGACUACGCAACCAAAACACAUCCAACCUUUCCUUAGACGAAUGAAAUGUUUGUUGUGAAUGUACCAGUAUUUUAUUUUUUUCCCUUCAAAAGCUACAUAUAUAGAUAUAUAUUAGAAUAAUGUAUAUUUCCGUACUGUAGUGUUAAUGUGAGAGAAAAAAAAAAAAACAUUGUCCAAAGCCCUGUUAAAAUGCUUCUGUCUGCCUUUCAUGUCUAGAUUAGAGUACUCGAUGUUCCUUCAUACAUUUUUGCAUAUAUGAUGUUCCGUAUACAGUGUGAUUUGCUCCAUGUUGGUGCAAUAGGUGAAAAGACUAGAGUUUACAUUUAGCUGACUUUCUGAAUUCUGCUCUUAAUCUGCAGUUCAAGCGUCAUGUGAGGCGUACAGUAAGUGUAAGAGGGCAUUUCAAUUUACCUCAACCCAACCUGCUGCCUUUGCGUGGGCAAUCUUCUCUGUUGAGGUUCAGGUUCAGGAAUUAACCAAUCCCCUCACAGAGUUCAUUUGCUUGUAAUUGAAAGGUCGUUAGGAAACCGUCAUCAUUAGAUAACUCCGAAAGUCCAGACAAAAGUACAAUGAAAAUGCAAUGGCAUAUUACCUCCAAUUUAACUAUUUUUAUAGAUUCUGUCCGUUUCCCAACACCAGUAAUGCAGCAUUUACCUGUAUAACAGCAAACAACUUCAGAGUGUAAAGGACAAGCACACUAGAAACACAUUAAAAAAGUAAUUAUAUUAAAAAUAUAGCAUUAUUUUGUAUUAUAUCUAAAGCAUAUAUGUAUAUAUAUUUCAGAGGAGUCCUUUGCCAUUCAAAGUAAUAGCGUCACAUUAUCACUGUAGUUAACAACUCCCAGAGUUCAGGAAGCCUUGUGCAGCCAUAAUGCCAAUCUCACCACAUCAGUGCAAGAGUAGUUUGAAAUAAUAGAGCUCCAAUCCUGCUUCCAGUGACUUCUAGAGACACAUUUUUCCUUCUGUGUGGAAAAGUUGCUAUACCCUACUGUGACUUUCACUUCUUUGGAGACAGCAGCUAGAUCUUGUCAACAUGAGGAGAAUUCAGCCAUCUGGCCAAUGGG
Megalops cyprinoides (Indo-Pacific tarpon) is the source of this 3629-nucleotide messenger RNA. RefSeq names its product glutamate decarboxylase 2 (gene gad2). Bases 812 to 2566 code for a protein of 584 amino acids. Gene Ontology annotation, molecular function: glutamate decarboxylase activity; pyridoxal phosphate binding. The transcript is spliced from 16 exons. Lineage: Eukaryota; Metazoa; Chordata; Actinopteri; Elopiformes; Megalopidae. Gene Ontology annotation, biological process: GABA shunt. Gene Ontology annotation, cellular component: cytoplasm. The record is from RefSeq and is a predicted model, not a curated record.